GAGUGAAGUCAUGCAAAACUGGUCGGUCUGCUUUGAUUGCUGUGAAAACACGUCAUGGAGCCAUGUGGACGAACCGGUUGUAUGAGCUGGAGUUGUUCUCCUUCACUAGUUGUCCUGGAGACGUUCCUGCCAGAGCACAGUCCACGGGCAGGUUUGUUUUUUUAUUUCCAAUUUUUUUUAAGUUGGAGAUCAUGUUCAUUCAGUCGCAUCGGAAGGAUUGACCAAUACUCAAAGGACACCCCCUGUCGAAACAACACCCGGCGGCCGGACCUGAAUCAUGAAAUUGCCGAGGCACACCCUGGGCAGGACCAUCUGUGCGCUGCUGGCGAUCGGUUUCGUCUGGUGUCUGAGUUUGCCAUAUUUGAUCCCGAGCAAAGAUGACCAGGACAACAUGGGUGUGUUCGGGCACAACAGACUGAGGCAGCGGGACAAGGCGCGGAUAGAAAAAAGCAGCGCUGACGACAUAAUGAAGAUCAUUGCCACGUUUGUGGACGACCUCUUCGACAUCUUGGAACCCUCGAAUGAUUCCUCUCGCCCGCCCCCUUUGAAGGACUACAAAGGAGAACUGCAGGUUGCCCAGGCGGAAAUGGAGGCAGAGAAAGAAAUGGGGCAAGUGAAGGAUGGCGUGAUCGAGGAGCUGCGUUCCGAUAAGCAGCAUCUGCAGCAACAAGUGGCUCGCCUGGAGGACCUCCUGAAGCUGCAGGUGGAGAAGGGGAAGAAGCAAGGCGACCAAGACAACUCGGAGGAUGAAAAGUGCCCACUGCCGCCCAUGGAUGGACACCCAGACUGUGAGGGCAAACUGAAAUGGAUGAAGGAGAUGUGGAAGACGGAUCCCUGUUAUCGCAGUCACGGGGUGAAUGGGUCACUGUGCUCCAUCCUCGUCUACCUCAGCGAGAUAGAGUCCUGGUGCCCUGUGCUUCCAGGUCGACCGAUCCGCACAGCUAAAGCAGAAGGCUCAGGGGUAAAGGUGGGGUCUGACCAAGCAGUGGUACGGAAAAGUCUGGAAGAUCUGUAUCCGUUUCUCGAAAACAGACUCGAGUUCCGUUGGAUUCACCAAAGAAUUCAAAGUAUGGGGAAGAUCUGGGUCGAGGCCGGACGCUCUCUCUCCGCCAAAUACAACCUCACCGAGCGAAAAGCCCAACACAUCCUGGUGCAUCCCGGUGUGGUGACGAAUGAAUCAGGUCUCAAAAUUGCAGAGACUGCCUUCAGCGGCGGCCCCCUUGGGGAACUCGUGCAGUGGAGUGACCUCAUCGCUACACUUCACGUCCUCGGUCACCAUCUUCACUUGUCUGCCUCCUUACCUGACCUCAAGAAUUUUCUAGGGUUCCAGACGAAUGGUUGCCCCCUUCGCCAUUCAAAAGUGGAAGCAAACCUGAUCUAUACAGACAUUAUUGGCCUCAAACAGUUUCAGCAUGCAUUUCCCGCAACCUGGAUGAAAUACAAAUGUGUGAUUCGAGUGUUGGACUCUUUCGGCACUGAGCCAGACUUCAAUCACGCAGUUUGGGCCCGAGAGAACAACCUUAUGAGUCCGUUUGGUCGCCUCAACCUCAUCCCAGCGCAGUUCUACACCAUGUUCCCUCAUACACCAGACAACACCUUCCUGGGCUUUGUGGUGCAGCACCAGCUGAGCUCUGAAUUAUCUGAGCAGCUCAACUCUACCAAGAGACGAAACCAGGCUCUCGUGUACGGAAAGAGCUCCAAGUUCUGGGAGGGAAAGGAAGCCUAUCUGGACGUUAUCCACAAGUACUUGGAAAUCCACGGGACGGCUGACAACAGUACACUGAUUCCCAGCUAUGUGAAAAACCACGGCAUUAUCAAGGGGACUGAGGUGCAGACCCUGCUGAGACAGAGCAAGGUUUUCGUGGGAAUGUCAUUCCCAUAUGAAGGCCCCGCCCCUCUUGAGGCCUUGGCCAAUGGCUGUGCUUUCCUGAACCCCAGGUUACGCCCUCCGCAGAGCCGCUUGAACUCAGAGUUCUUCAAAGGAAAGCCCAACAUCAGAGAGGUGACAUCGCAGCAUCCUUAUGUCGAGGCCAUAGGAGAGCCCUACGUAUGGAUGGUAGACAUGUUCAACGAAACAGAAGUGGAGAGAGCUCUCACUUCUAUACUCAACCAAAGUAUUGAGCCCUACCUUCCCUAUGAGUUCACCUGUGAAGGAAUGCUCCAGAGGGUCAACGUCCUCAUUGAAAAACAGGACUUCUGCUCCAGCGGCGGGAGGUGGCCUCCACUGAGCGCGCUCCAGGUUGUGAAGGCAGAGGCAGGCACCUCGUGCAAACAGGCGUGCCAGACGACGGGGCUGAUCUGUGAACCUGCAUUCUUUCCGCAUCUGAACAGCAACAAGGGUCUUGCUAACCACGGUGUCGAUUGUCAAACAUCAGAAGUUACCAACAGUCACAUGGUGCUCCCGGCCUACAACAGUACGAAACACUGUCUGUUCCAGUCGGAUCCCCUGCUCUUCAGUUGUGUGAGAUCGAACCAGUCCCUGAUUCGCAUCUGUCCCUGUAGAGACUACAUCAAGGACCAGAUAGCCUUAUGCAAGGCAUGUAUCUAACUGAUGCAGAAGACCAAAAAAAAAAAACUGUACAUACCACUCUGCACGUUAAGGUAAAUUCUGAAAUCCAAGUACAACAGUACCUCAUGUCAUUAUGACCAUUUCCGGCUGACUCAGCUGCUCAGAACAGGAAGUCCUUACCCUGACUAUGGCACACGAAAGUCAAGUUGCCUAAAAAAGGUCUGUUUCGUAUUAAAAGGCCAGUUGGACGAAAAGCAGUUUCACACCGUGUUCAGAAGUAUUUUGACUCAACAUGUACAGAGACUUCAUAAAGAAAUGGAUCAGAUGUCACCUGCCAUGACUGGUGCAGCACAGUGUUAUUCGAGCGUUGCCUUCAGGCUGAGUUGGUAUUUGCAGCCACGCACUUUCAAAUUCAGGGUGCUCCUCCAGGGUCCUCCAAUGGAGAGUGAUGCUAGAGGGAUGACACUCAUACUGCACAUGCCCAGUCUGACCCUCACAGUAUUUUUUUCCUGAUCCACGCCAAAACUUGUGUGUUUUGCUUUCUUGGCCCACGUCCCACCCUUCCACCAAGUGUUGUGGAAAUCCGUUUUGGUGCACAUUUGCUGGAGUGUGAAAUCAGUGUUUAAAAACUUUUGAGCUUGUUUAAUAAAAGUUG
This is a messenger RNA of Scophthalmus maximus (turbot), 3164 nucleotides long. Its product is annotated as alpha-1,6-mannosylglycoprotein 6-beta-N-acetylglucosaminyltransferase A. The transcript is spliced from 19 exons. Lineage: Eukaryota; Metazoa; Chordata; Actinopteri; Pleuronectiformes; Scophthalmidae. Gene Ontology annotation, cellular component: Golgi apparatus. Gene Ontology annotation, molecular function: alpha-1,6-mannosylglycoprotein 6-beta-N-acetylglucosaminyltransferase activity. The record is from RefSeq and is a predicted model, not a curated record. The coding region runs from base 278 to 2548 and encodes 756 amino acids. Gene Ontology annotation, biological process: protein N-linked glycosylation.